Cannabis sativa is the source of this 354-nucleotide messenger RNA. RefSeq lists its product as uncharacterized. NCBI's taxonomy places the organism in Eukaryota, Viridiplantae, Streptophyta, Magnoliopsida, Rosales, Cannabaceae. The record is from RefSeq and is a predicted model, not a curated record. The transcript is spliced from 2 exons. Bases 1 to 354 code for a protein of 117 amino acids.
AUGACCAACCCCAUGGUGUCACUGUUGACUGAUAAUAAGCUCAAUGGAGCUAACUUUAUCAAAUGGAGAGAGAACAUUAACAUUGCUCUCAUUGGUGAGAAUGCCCAGUUUAUGUUGACUGAAGAGGCUCCUGAGCAGCCAAAUGAGAAUGCAACCAAGGAAGUGAAAGAAAAGUUUGAGCGUUGGUUUGCUAACACUCUCACGACUGCAGAAUUCAUGAACCAGUUAACUGAACUAUUCAGGAUGUCAUCAAUUCAAGCUCGCUUUGAAGCGACUAAGAAUUUCAUCAAUGCACGGAUGAAACAUCAUCAGAGCGUCCGUGAUCACCUUCUCCAGAUGACUAGUUACUUCUAG